Coccomyxa subellipsoidea C-169 is the source of this 465-nucleotide messenger RNA. RefSeq lists its product as hypothetical. NCBI's taxonomy places the organism in Eukaryota, Viridiplantae, Chlorophyta, Trebouxiophyceae, Coccomyxaceae. The coding region runs from base 1 to 465 and encodes 154 amino acids. The transcript has 4 exons. The record is from RefSeq and is a predicted model, not a curated record.
AUGGCUGAGCGUUUCUGGAGGGACGAUGAGCUAGGAUACAAGCAGCCGUCGUCGCCGGUGAAUAUGGCGGACGCAGAGCGAAAGGCAGCGCGCGAAGCAAAGUCGGUUGCGGCUGCGGCGGCCUCCGCGGCGGCCGCCGAACGACAGCACACCAGUCCCAUGGUGGAGGUGCAUCUGCACAGGCAGCAGUCGAUGGCGUCUCUGAUAGAGGAGGCUGACAUCACGCUGCUGUGCCCGACCGGGCUGACAUUUGGGCAGAUGAGUCAGCUGCUGAGUCAGCGCCAUGUCAGCCUGCGCGGCCGCCAAGUGUUCUACCGCGUUCGCGAUCCCUCCCAGCAGAGCGUGGCUGCGAGCACGGUGCUGGAGAGUGAGACAGUCGGCUCUCUGGCGGCCAGGCAGCCCAAUUGCCGGCAGGAUCUGCACGUUGAGUUCGUGGCCACCACUGCUGGCGGCUUAUUGUCAUGA